GCCGGGCAAGAUGGCGGCGCCCAGGCGGUGAGGGGAGAGGGCGGCGGGAGCAGCGCUGUGGCCAUGAGCGCUGCCCGCCGCUGCAGCCCGCCCCGGGCGAUGGCAGGAUUAUUUAUCUGGCAUCUGAAGAGCACUGGAAUCCGGCAGGUACCAUGCCACUUCGUGCACCUCUGCCGUGUAGCCAAUGACAGAUUGGUUACGUUUCAGUACUUCAACUUUCUCAAACGAAUGUAUGUAACGCAAUACAACAAAGACCUCAGCCAACGAGCCAAACCUAAGUCAGAUUCAGUUGCAUCUCCUUUUCGUGAGCUUCAGCAGCUGGAUCAAGAAAAAAAGGUUAUAUACAAGAUUAGACCAAUUUCACCUGUUCAUCAGCCUUUGUCUGAGACGUCGAGCAGAAAUGAGCUGAGAGAAGUGCAGUCGGCUGCAGAAGCUGAAGGCUCAGUCACCCCAGUAAGAGCAGAACCCAAAGACGACAGACAAUGGAAAGAAAUGAAGCUCCGGCUGGAAGAUUUGCCAGGAAUUUUGGCACGCUUGUCCAAAAUUAAGCUUACAGCUCUGGUUGUAAGCACGGCGUCUGCUGGCUUUGCCAUGGCCCCAGUCCCGUUUGACCUGACCUGUUUCCUGCUGGCCUCCCUCGGAACCGGACUGGCCUCCUGUGCUGCCAACUCCAUCAACCAGUUCUUUGAGGUUCCGUUUGACUCAAACAUGAACAGGACAAAAAACAGACCACUGGUGCGAGGACAGAUCAGCCCCCUCCUCGCCGUCUGCUUCGCCGCCUCCUGCGGCGUCCCGGGAAUCGCCCUGCUGACCCUGGGGGUGAACCCUCUCACCGGGGCCCUGGGAGCCUUCAACAUCUUCCUCUACACGUGCUGUUACACCCCCAUGAAGAGGAUGAGCAUUGCCAACACCUGGGUGGGGGCUGUCGUCGGAGCCAUUCCCCCCGUCAUGGGCUGGACGGCGGCUACUGGCACUCUGGAUGCUG
Messenger RNA from Calidris pugnax (ruff), 985 nucleotides. Its product is annotated as protoheme IX farnesyltransferase, mitochondrial. The record is from RefSeq and is a predicted model, not a curated record. Lineage: Eukaryota; Metazoa; Chordata; Aves; Charadriiformes; Scolopacidae. Gene Ontology annotation, cellular component: mitochondrion; membrane. The transcript is spliced from 6 exons. The annotation marks the transcript as partial. Gene Ontology annotation, molecular function: protoheme IX farnesyltransferase activity. Gene Ontology annotation, biological process: heme biosynthetic process.